CACUGCCUUUAUUUAUUUUUUUUACCACGUCCACCAGAAUCAUGGCAUGCAACUUUUAAUUUUGUACAUUUUUAAUCAUGAUUUAAAGCUGUAAAAAAUGGUUACAUAAACAACAUAGUUUUAUGGACCAAACUAUUUAUUGUAAUAUGAUGCCAUAUUUUGUUCGUUUCCCCACAGUCCAAUGACAAAAUUGGCCUAUUUAUCUCGAACUGCAGUCCUACUUGCUGAUAGGUCUGCAUUAGGACUGUACCUCUUAAAUUAAUGAAGUCAAACACUUAUAUAGCCAUUGAAGGGAAAAAAAACGCAUUAAGAUGUCUGUGGCCCCAAUUGAAGUGGAUGUUUUCCUGAGACAGAACGCUGUAGCUUACUGCCGGGCACGCAGGUCGUGUGGUAACGGUAAGCCGAUUACUGGAACUGUCAAAGUAGCCUGCUCUGACUGAUGUCCUGUCCAUUUCACCAAGCCGUUAACCUCCGAGGAUUUUUGUAUUCUUUUUUAUAUUAACUUGAGCAUAAUGCCACUUUUUAUUAACCGGGACCAGAUAUUUGCGCACCAAGUGCACCUGUUGGAACAUAAACUCAGGAGUAAAGAGGAGCGUAUUUUGGAGCUGGAGACGGAGAAUGCCCUUCUUCACCUCCGGCUGGCCGAGUGUCUGGGCCGCCUGCGCCGGGACCAGGAGGGCCAGCAGGAGGCGCAGCGGCAGUGCCAACUCCGCAGGAGCUCCCAGAAGAGUGCUCACCUCUCCCUGGGCAAACUCCUGGCCGAAGUGCAGGUGCUGAAGAGGGACCUGCGGGAGGUGUUUGCCGUGUACCUGAGCUUCGCCCGCGAGCUGGAGACUCAGAGCAAGGAGCUCCUGGAGCGGACGGCCGUCCUCAGCUCCACCGUCCAGAGCCAACAUGGCGACCACGCCGAGAGGCUGCAGGCGCAGGUGGGUGCUCUGGAGCGCUCUCUUGAGGAGGAGAAGGAGCGGUGCAGGACGGAGCGCCAGCGCAGGAGGCUGCUGCACAACGCUCUGGUGGAGCUGCGGGGGAAUAUCCGAGUUCACUGUCGAGUCCGACCCAUCAUGCCUUUGGACCGCGGCCUUGAAGCCACGGCAGUCACAGGGUCAGCCCUUGAGGAAGUGGUCCAGGCGGUGAAUGACGACACUGUCCUCGUUAACUGUGCUAAACCAGGAAGCCAAAUCCCCAACAAGGUGUUUGAGUUUGAAAGGGUGCAUGGGCCUGGCGACUCCCAGGAGGCCGUCUUUGAGGAAGUGAGACCGCUGCUCACCUCACUGCUGGAUGGGUACAAUGUGUGCAUCAUGGCGUAUGGCCAAACAGGAAGUGGGAAGACGCACACUAUGAUUGGCUCUCACCAUGACAACCCCGCCAGUUCUGCAGUCGGAGACCAAGAAGGAAUCAUCCCCAAUGCUGCCUCUGAGCUCUUUAGACUGAUCUCGGAGCGUCCAGUGGGCAGUCACACUGUGGAGGUGUCGGUGGUGGAGGUCUACAACAACGAGGUCCUGGACCUGCUGGCCAAAGAUGAGGAUGGUGUCGCCACCGGCGCGGUCAAGCGCGACGUCAUCACCACGGCGACUGGUACCAGUGAGGUGCCCUGCCUCGCCCAUGAGUGAGUGACAAGCUGCUGCCAGCUACCUCCAAAGACGGCUCAUUAUUAUAGUAAUAGAGCUCAGAGCCCCACGCUGGUGCACAGAGAUUCGUCUCGCUCACAUCUCAUCGUCACACUCACCGUCACGUCUCGCAGUGCCAACGCCUUCGCUAUGGCGCGGCGUCUGCAGAGCAGUCGUCAGGAGUCCCCCCGCGCCCCCCAGCGAGACUUCUGGAGCCCCCGCUGCACCCGCCGCGCUAACUCUAACGGCCCCCGCGGCCGCAACGCCCACAGCAGCACAGAGGACCACCCAGCCAGCCCCUCCUCCUCCUCCCUUCCCUCCUCCCCCUUCUCCUCCCCCUGCACCUCCCCCUGCGCCUCCCCCAGGCCCAGCAUCUCCCAGGAGCCCCUCCGCACGCGGCUGCAGCUGGUGGACCUGGCCGGCAGCGAGUGUGUGGGCCAGUCUGGAGUGAGUGGCGCCACCCUGUGGGAGAGUUCCUGUAUUAACCGCAGCCUCUCGGCGCUUUCCGACGUCCUGGGAGCCCUUGCAGAACAGAGGCCACACGUGCCCUACCGCAACAGCAAGCUCACACACCUGCUACAGGACUAUAUAGGUGGCGAUGCCAAGCUGCUGGUCAUGUUGUGUGUGUCCCCGACUCAGCGCUUCCUGGCCGAGUCCCUGCAGUCGCUCGGCUUCGGCUCCCGCGCACGUCAGGUCCAGAGAGCAGCGCCCCGCCGCAAGGCCACUGGCCUCAAGGUUAAAUAGAGGUGGAGGGAGACAGAUAUAUACACAUGUACACUGUGUAUAUAUAUAUACAGUGUGUGAGAGAGAGAGAGGAGACAGAGACAGACAGCCUUUAUGACCAUCAGCACAAAAGCCAUUGAGUUCUAUUCUGUUCUGUUCUAUUCUGUUCUGUUUGGCCUUAAGGUUCUAGAACCCCUAGAACCAGGUGCUGAAGAUUGGAAUGCAGGGUUCUAUUGCAAGAGUCUGGAACAUGCAGCACAGUUACAGCACCUUAGAGCACAGCACAGGUCCACACCAGCCCAGUGUCCUCACUGAGUACACAGUACUGCCCAGCACACUGGACAGCAGCGUCACUGAGUACACACAGCACUGCCGAGCACUGGGAAUAUUUGGGAAUAUUUUAUGGGAAUUCUUAGGAAUAUUAUAUGGGAAUUCUUGGGAAUACUUGGGAAUAUUUUAUGGGAAUACUUGGGAAUAUUUUAUGAGAAUUCUUGGGAAUACCUAAUGGGAAGGUUUGUAAGCAGAUCUGUGAGCACAUUUUGCAUGAAGUAGAAGAACGGAGCUCAUUUCCUGUUGUGUGUGUCAUUUCACUUGGUGCUGCUGCAUAGUAUGCAUACUGCAUACUGCGCACUGCGUACUCACAUGAACGGUCUACGGUUGGCAGCGAUGUCUUCUGCCCUUGCAUGGUGUCCAGUGAGCUCAUCACAGCAUGCAGGCCUGCUUAAAGUCCUGCAUAUGCAUACUGUCUCAUAUUAACAAACUCAGGUGUCAUGUUUAUCCGGAGUCUCUGUUUUCUUCUCAAAUGGUGUAGUGGAUGUUUGUUGUCUCGGCCUUGUGCAUUUAUAAACUGUAACAAUAGAUCUGUUAGUUAGGAAAGUGCAUUGUUUAAACAAUAGAUUACAUUGUCCUUUUGUUUUCUUUUGUAAUUGUGAAAUAUGUAUUUUGCAGUCCAACGUAUGUUUGCCCUAGUUUGGUUGAUGUUAAUGGUUUACAUAAUAUGUAUUUGAGAUGUUUUAUAAGGGCAAGAUCACAUGCUAGAAUUGGCUGGUAGUUUAGAGAAAACAGUCAAGUGUAGAUAAGUGUAGGUAAAGAGAAGAUGUUCUGGGUUAUUUCCAUAUAGAAUGGAAUACACUUGUUUGUAUUUUUAAUAUCUAAAUAAAAACUUCAGAUCACUUG
Alosa alosa (allis shad) is the source of this 3506-nucleotide messenger RNA. It is a transcript of the gene kif25, whose product is annotated as kinesin family member 25. The record is from RefSeq and is a predicted model, not a curated record. Gene Ontology annotation, molecular function: microtubule motor activity; ATP binding; microtubule binding. Lineage: Eukaryota; Metazoa; Chordata; Actinopteri; Clupeiformes; Clupeidae. The transcript has 15 exons. Gene Ontology annotation, biological process: microtubule-based movement.